Leptosomus discolor (cuckoo roller) is the source of this 630-nucleotide messenger RNA. The record is from RefSeq and is a predicted model, not a curated record. NCBI's taxonomy places the organism in Eukaryota, Metazoa, Chordata, Aves, Leptosomiformes, Leptosomidae.
AGUGAAUCAGUUGUGCAGGCAGCGCUGGACAAGGCAAGGGAAGGACGCACCACGGUCGUAGUAGCUCAUCGACUGUCAACAGUCCGAAAUGCAGAUCUUAUAGCUGUGUUUGAAGGUGGAGUUAUCUCAGAACAAGGGAAUCAUUUUAAAUUAUUAGACAGAAAGGGGAUCUACCACAAACUCGUUAACAUGCAGGCAAUAGAAGCUGAAGUUCCAUCAUCAGAAAAAGAUGAAAAUGCACUUAGUGUCAAAAAAAGUGAAUCUGAACCAGAAUUUGAAGAAUCUGUAACAAAAGGUUUGAGAAGACGAUCGUCUCAGAGAAGCAUGAAAAAGCCAGGAGCACAAAAUUGUGAUACUGAUGAGAAAACGAGUUCACCUGAUGAAGAAUUACCUCCAGCUUCAUUUCUGAAAAUUAUGAAGCUGAACAAAACUGAAUGGCCAUACUUUGUAGUUGGAACUUUAUGUGCAAUUAUCAAUGGAGCUUUACAACCUGCAUUUGCAAUCAUAUUUUCAGAAAUUAUAGGGAUUUUUUCAGAAGCGGACAAGAACAUUUUAAGAGAAAAGAGCAACUUAUAUUCGGUGCUGUUUUUAGUACUUGGGAUCAUUUCCUUUUUUACUUUCUUUUUCCAG